This is a messenger RNA of Melopsittacus undulatus (budgerigar), 5706 nucleotides long. It is a transcript of the gene CMTM6, whose product is annotated as CKLF like MARVEL transmembrane domain containing 6. Bases 130 to 675 code for a protein of 181 amino acids. Lineage: Eukaryota; Metazoa; Chordata; Aves; Psittaciformes; Psittaculidae. Gene Ontology annotation, cellular component: membrane. The record is from RefSeq and is a predicted model, not a curated record. The transcript has 4 exons.
AGAGCCCGUUACAGGACACGCCUUCGCCAAGCGGGCCGCCGCCUUCCUCUCUACCUCUUCCUCCUCCGCUGCUGCCGCCGCCCUUUUGCUUUCUCUUUCCCACAACUGGUAGCCGGCGGUGGCGCGGCCAUGGACAACGGCAACGUCUACAACGAGACUACCGAGCCCCAGGCCAAGCCCUCCCGUUUCUACGGAUGUACCCUGCGGCACCUGUGGGGAUGGCGGCUGCCGGCCAAAGCGCUCCAAGUGAUUCUCUCUCUUCUGGCUGUUAUUUGUGAAGAAAUGGUGGAGAAUUGUAUCAACUGUGGUGGACUUUACUUCUUUGAGUUCAUAAGCUGCACUGCCUUUCUUUUGAGCCUCCUGAUCCUAUGUGUAUAUUGCACUAAUGCAUAUGAAGUAUUGGGGAAAGAUAAAGUAGGGAAUGUGAACAUUUGGCUUGUGUCAGCUAUAGGUGUUUGUUUUCUGAUAGCAGCAACAGCACUUAGUGUGACAAGCUCUGAGUCUGCUGCUGCAAAAGCUGCAUGCGUAUUUGGGUUUCUUGCAAGUACUGCAUUUUUAGCUGAAAGUAUUACAGACUGCUUUCAUCGUCGGAAACAACACAUCGAUGGACACUCUGAAAAUCCUGCCCACACUCCGGGUGCCACAGAAAAUCAGCCAUUAAAUCAACAAAGCUAACUUUCUGGAAUUCAUUCUUUGUUGUUCUUUCUUUUUGGACUGGGGCAAAGUAAAAUGAACUUUCAGUGCACUGUAGGUAACAACUUUUGUCUCUUCAUUCCAGUCUAUUUUGUAUGCAUUGGUUAUUGCAAAUCUUGAUAGAUCCUUAAGUCAAGUAAUGGCAUCCUGAGCAUCAUGUUCUAAGGUCCUGCCACCUGUGCAGGUGACAUAGACUAAAACCACUCAUGUCUAAAUAGAGUAGCUUAAGGACAAUGAUGUGCUGAUCUGGUUUUGACAGAGGAGACUAAUCAAGGUUAACGUGUGAUGUAUAAAUUCUGAGCUAUAUCCUAAAGAUAUUUUCUCUAUAAAUGGACCAGCUAUUUCUGUUGAGAGUUAUAAAUUAGUAUGGCCGAAUUAAUUUUUAUACUUACUGGUCAAACUGUGAAGGAAAAGGGAUACCUAACUGGAGCCUUAUAGCAAUGCUUAUCCUUAAAUAAGGGCUUUUGUUUUUACUAUUCCUACAUCUCAGUUAAGUCUGUGGAGAUCAGUUUAAUGGAACAGCAACUACAGGGGUUUUAUAGGGAGGGGAAUGUGAUGGUGUAUUACAGCGGCAAUUUUGCACCCUAUUAUUGUCAAAGGUUGUACUUGUGUGCCAAAAUCUUCUUUCAGAUUGUUUCAAAAGCUGUGUAAGUUGCAGGAAGAAACUUGAAAAGCCAGCUGUGUGAGGAAAAAGGUGAAGAAUAAGUAUUUUUACAAACUUAACCCCAAAAGCAAUGAUCUGCACAUCAGUGGGAAUAUUGUUGUACAUUGAUAGUGGUGAAUGUUACUUCCCAGGUUAAUACCAUAUGCAGUUUUUUCAUGCAUAGAUAAUGGUAAGUUUUGCCAGGAUGGCUAUGGACCCCACCAUUUUCUUAGUUUAUAAAUAUGGCACUAGCUUGAGACUUUUUGCUACUGCUUAGCUCAGGUGGUAAACAGGAAAAUAAGCAUUGUACCUUUGGUUUGUCUUAACAACUGCAAGAAACACUAGUGAUACAACACGUGUCAGGCAAGUGACGGACGUAUCGGGCCAUAUGUUGAUGGCUGCAAAGGAAAUGCAGUGGUGAAAAGGUAUUUCUCAGAUGUGUAAAACAGAAGCAAGAUUGCUAGACUUCACUUAAGAGGAAAGCUCUUUGAAAGUAGAGCAAAUUGCUGUAAGCCAGGAGAUGUUCUAAAAUACCAAAAUAAAUGAGAAAAGGGCAAUUAUGCAAAAACAAUUCUUGAGUGCUUGUGACAUUUGCCAUGUCUUCCAGGCAGUAUCUCGAUUUCAUCAAUACCCUAGUCUGAAAAAAUUAUUCUCCUGUAACCUGCUGUGGCAGGAUUGAGACUAAGCCCUUCAGAAAUUGUCUUAGCAAGCUGUAUUUGGAAAAAGUUGAGUAAGCUGUUGUAAGAUAAAGGACUGUAAAAGAAGGUCAGAGUUUUUUUCCAGUGCUGCCACUUUCUGAUGCAUGUGAAUUUGUGAUGUUCUCUCUCUAAGGUCUGAGACUUAAACCUAACACUGCACUUUGUUUGAAGGAUGUAAAAUUUUAGCAAGUGGUAUGAAGCGUCAAGCUUUAGCUGUAGUUUGGUUUCAGAGCCAUGCAUAAGAGACAGACUUUACUUAACAGAAUUUCUUGCUUUGUGAAGAAGAACUCUUUAGGCAGGCCUUUUUAUUUUUUAUUUAUUUUUAUUUUUAUUUUGAUAUUGUCCAUUUGCCCAAAGCCUGAUCUCAUUCUGGGUGUACAGAGCUUGCUGUAGCUGCCUCUAAAUCAUAGAAUCAACUGGGUUGGAAAAGACCUUUAAGAUCAUCAAGUUCAACCUUUACUGAGGGCUGCCAAAACCACCACUAAAUCAUGUCACCAAGGGCCUCAUCUACACAGUGUUUGAACACUUCCAGGGAUGAUGAUUCCACCACUGCCUUGGGCAGCCUGUUCCAAUGCCUGAAGACCCUCUCUGUGAAGAAAUUUUUCCUAAUAGCCAACCUAAACCUCCCCUGGUGCAACUUGAGGCUGUUCCCUCUUGUCCUAGUGCUUGUUACCUGGGAGAAGAGACUGACCCCACCUCACUGCAACCUCCUGUCAGUUAGUUGUAGAGAGUGGUAAGGUUCCCCCUGAGCCUUUUCUAGACUAAACCCCCCAGGUCCCUCAGCCGUCCCCAUCACACUUGUGCUCCAGGCCCUUCACCAGCUCUGUUGCCCUUCUCUGGCUCCGCUCCAGCAUCUCAAUGUCUCUCUUGUAGUGAGGGGCCCAGAACCGAACACAGGAUUUGGGGUGCAGCCUCACCUGAGUAAGCUGAGUAGAUCAGAGAAGUUUGCUAGCAGUGUUACUGGUGAUACGAAUCUUGCCAUAAUGUCUCUGCUGUGAUUUGCAGUGUCUUUGGGGAUUGUGUCCAUAUCUACAGUUAACAUUCUAAGAUGGUGGUGGUUUUCCUAUUUUUUUUGUUACUGACCAGGAUUCUACAGAAUUUAUUUCCACACAAAAUAUCUGUAGUCUCUAAAUCUUGAUCUAUAAUUAAAAGCUAUAAAUACAGUAUGAAUAAUACUGUGCUGCUGAUAUUUAUUAAGCAGUGCAGUACAAUGACAGGACUUUUAUCUUGAGGUAAUUCUUCCCACAUUUUUUCUCAGUUUGAAAAGCUGUGAAUAGAGCUCUGGGUUGUGGUUGCCUUUCUGUAGACUUUUCCCCUCCUGAGUGCUUUGUUACCUCAGGAGGGGUUACCUUUGCUACCAGUGUCUGUUCCUGAAUUGGAGAUAAUGGUACCAUAAGGGAUCUGUAGAGUCACCUCUCUGCCUUGGCCUCCCUAUCUAUGAUAUCUCUGCUCAUACUGCAGGGAGAAACUGAAAUGCAAAGCAAGUUAUUUUUACUAAAAGGUGCCACAAGGAGCUGGUGUCAGAAGAAGUGACUCUCAGAUCUCCUGACUCUUGUAAUCUGACUAUUAGGCCCUUUGAAACAAAUACUGCCAACCUUUGCAGAACGGUUUGAUGGAUUCUCCUUCUACGUGUAUGCUGGCAUUCCUGGCAUGUUUUGGGUUAUUAGAGUGAGGGGAGUUUGGCAUGUGUUUUGUUUUCAUUUUUAGCUGUUCGAGCAGGUAGUCUAUACCCAUUCUCUCACCAACUGGCUGAUCCAUAAGAUUUGAGGAUCAGAGUCCUCUGACUGAAAAGUAUGUAAGUGGUGCUACUGUCUAAUGAAAACAACAAACAGCAGUCUUUGAGAAACUGGUUAGUUGUUUUCCCUUAUGGCAGAGGAGCUUACAAACAGGAAGAGCCCUGCUAUUCUUUACAACAAUACAUAUUGCUCCACUCCAGAUACAGCCUGUCACAUAGUAAUUAAAUACUACAAGGAAGUCAUAUAUUGGUUACAGGUUUAAGGAAAUUGCAAUAUUGUGGUUUAAAAACUAGUUGGUUAACAAAGCAGUUUCUGCACAGUGAUACUAUUAAUUUUAGGCUUUUAAGUACAAAGUGGUUCUUAAGUUCUUCAUGAUCUGCUUCAAAAUAGUUGUGAAGCAGAUUUGCCAGUGUGUAUGCUGCUCUCUGCUUCUUGUGAGGUCAUUUUUUUAACUGCAUUAUCAGCUCCCUAAGACGAAGCGGCAAGUGUGUGUCUCUCCUGGCUCUUCUGCCCUCCCAGGUAGAUGGGAGAGAGACUUCUUUGCUGCAGUGGCUGAGCAGACAGGUCUCCUGCAGUAUUUCCAUGAUGCAUCUGGUGUCAGAUCCAGGCUUUGAGCAUCUGCCUUGUAAUUGGCCUGAUCCCAGAGAAUGGUGUUGGAGCUGGAUUAAACAUCAGGAGCUCUGUGCAUGUUGCACUGUGGAUGGCUCUUACCUCUCCUGUACUCUGUCAGCAAAGUGGUCUGUUGGUUUCCCAGCCUGCUUCUGAUGAAAUCAGCCUGCUUUAUUUUAAUUGCUUAUGUUAAGAUAGCUGGUUUUGGACAAAGUGGCUCAGGAGAGUGGUGGGGGCUCUGGCAGAAGUGCUGUUACAAGCAGCUGUCCAAAUUUCUGCUUCUAUUUGCAAAGUAAACAUCUCUGUACAAUCUUAACUGGUAGUAAAACCUGUGGAAAGAAGCAACUGGCCCAGCACAUCUGUGUAGGGAUUGUCUUCUUCUACAACACUGUUCCUGGCAGUGGUGUUGUGAGCUUGCUCAGACACAUUAAGAGCUCUCUUGUUUUCCAGAUGAGCCCAUACAAAAGUAUUCAGAGGCUCUGCAGCCACUUUCAGGCUUUGUUUUCAGUGCCUCAAAAAUUGGUGAAGUUUCUCCAGGACAUGUGAGGACUUAUUAAGUGGCUGGACUGUGAAUUUCUGCUCUGAAAAUCUGCACGGGUAUUGUGCAGAUUGUGAAUGUUAAAUUUUGUGCGUGGCAUUUAGCCCACAUGAAAAUCACAAUGCUACCAGUGUCCUUUGAGUUCUGAACAUGUGAAGGAAUUGUUCCUCAGUGCUUGCACUCCAUGCCUAAAAAUAGCAGGAAAGAGCUGUGGUCUGUUACAAUUGAGUUCUACCUUUGUACCUGCUAACUUGAAAAAGCCAUGAGUUCUUUCACAUAUUUCUCGGAGCUGUGCGCAAGAUGUUUUUGCAUAAUGGCCACCAUGGUGGUCCUUGUUCACAUUUGUGCAAUAAAAAUACCAAGCUUGCUAAGCUGAAGGGAAAGAUGUAAAAUUUUUUGAGAGGUUAUAUCAAAUUGCAAUGAAUCAGGAUGCUGGAAGUGCCUUAAGAUGGAAAUUCAUCUCUGCUUUAGUCUAUUGCUGUAAACUUAAGCAGUUCUCUAGAUAUUAAAUUUUAUGCUGUUCAGAACUAUCACUUUUAUUCCUUAGAGAAUUUAAGUGACUUUUUAAUGAUGAUGAAAUCAGGAUGAUAAUAUAGUGGGUUUAUAUAUAUAAAAUAAAAAUUUUAUACAGUUUUGUUGCCAGUGUUGCCUUGAAUUUCCAUAAAAAUAACUUCAAAAUGUGUAUUUUUCCAUUCUAAACCUUUAAAAAUGUAUUGCACUUUUUGUGAUAUUGAGAACUUUCUAAAAUGUUUUAUUAUGAUUUUUUUAAAAAUAAAAUAUUAGUAAAUA